Molecule: messenger RNA, 389 nt
Organism: Lynx canadensis (Canada lynx)
Lineage: Eukaryota; Metazoa; Chordata; Mammalia; Carnivora; Felidae
Product: 40S ribosomal protein S20-like
Exons: 2
Coding region: 30-389 (119 amino acids)
Biological process (GO): translation
Cellular component (GO): cytosolic small ribosomal subunit; ribosome
Molecular function (GO): structural constituent of ribosome
Source: RefSeq, a predicted model, not a curated record
CAGGUCCUUCUGGAAGCCACGCUGCAGCCAUGGCUUUUAAAGACACCGGGAAGACACCCUUGGAACCAGAGGUGGCGAUUCGCCGAGUUAGAAUGACUCUAACCAGCCAUAGCAUAAAAUCUUUAGAGAAGGUAUUUGCUGACUUGAUCACAGGCGCAAAGGAAAAGACUCUCAAUGUGAAAGGACCAGUUUGGAUGCCUACCAAGACUCUGAGAAUCACUACAAGGAAAACUCCUUGUGGUGAAGGUUCCGAGACUCGGGAUCGUUUUCAGAUGAGCAUCCACAAGCGACUCAUUGAUUUGCACUGUCCUUCUGAGAUUGUUAAGCGGAUUACUUCCAUCAGUAUUGAGCCAGGAGUUGAGGCUGAAGUCACCAGUGCAGAUACUUAA